CGUACGCGCGCCAAGUCGCAACAAUUCGAAAACUCAUCAAGCAAGCAAAUUAGACAACAACAAAAAAUUUCAGAAAAGCGGCAGCGAUUAUUUCGUGUUUUAUUUUCGACAAUCCAAAAAACCCACCACCCACCUUACUAGCCUAGCCUAGACCACUGCCUGAAUUCGGCACUACCAGUACUACCAGAAACCGGCCAAUCAAAAGAAUAAGCAGAAUGUCUCACUCCGUGACCAUAACACGCACCACAACCAGCACUACCAACACCUCCUAUAUAGUGCUGAAUACAGGCUAUCUAAAGUCCUUCCCCGGCAUUUUGAAGCUCUUCGAGCUGCUCGUGGGUGCCGCCAUUGUUGGACUGAUGGCCUACAAUUUUAGAGACUACUACCAUACGUUCAGGGGCCAACAGGACUUGUUCCACUACCUGAUGGCCACCACUUUCAUGAUAGGGACAUUUUGUUUAUUACUCUCCUGCCUGACAUCGCUGAGCACGGGCGGCAUUAUUGCCAAAACCAUAUAUGAACUGAUCUAUCAUAGCAUUGCGGCCAUUCUAUUACUAGCCUCCUCGACAUGCCUGCUGAUCGAGUUAAGGAAUCGAAAGCACGAUGGCUACAUGGCAGCGGGUAUUCUUGGAUUGGUUAAUUGUAUUCUAUACUUCAUAAGUGCCUUCUUGGCACAUCGAUCCUACCGUGGCAUUUAAGCCGCAGAUCCAUUCGAAGGAACAAACAGAGUUGCCAGCAUUUCGCACAAUGAAUUUAUUUUUUUGGAGCGUCAAUAUUUCAAAGAAUACAAAAUCAAUUUAUUAUUUAAUGUGAAUGUUCGUUGUAAGGCAUAGAGCUUAAUUCUGAAAUCAAUUAUAUUUUUGCUAAAAACUUUUUUUUUGUAAAUGUGUAACGUA
Molecule: messenger RNA, 896 nt
Organism: Scaptodrosophila lebanonensis
Lineage: Eukaryota; Metazoa; Arthropoda; Insecta; Diptera; Drosophilidae
Exons: 4
Coding region: 216-698 (160 amino acids)
Cellular component (GO): membrane
Source: RefSeq, a predicted model, not a curated record